AUGGAGACAUGCUACCAUGGAGGAAGCCUACCAGAGUCAAACUUAUUUGUUGUCGCAAAGGACUCUGUCGGACAUGUUGGAACAGGAGACAAGACUAAGAGUCAGCUGAAGAGAGAGAAUGAAAGGGCCCAGAAGAAGAGCUUGGGCGAAUCAGUAAAAAAUCCUGACAUGAACGAAGAGCAUCGCUACACCGGAAGAACUACUACUGAGUUAAUCAAACGGACAGGGGAACAGCCUCCAAAGCACGCCAACGGAAAGGAACUGUGCCUCAUUUGGCACACAAAGGGCGAAUGCAAGGAGCACUGCGAACGCAAGCAUUCUCAUUGUAAGCUGACUGACAAGGAAGCAACCGCAAUGAAGGAUUAUGUAAAUAAGAAUAAGUGA
Molecule: messenger RNA, 384 nt
Organism: Cylindrotheca closterium
Lineage: Eukaryota; Bacillariophyta; Bacillariophyceae; Bacillariales; Bacillariaceae
Source: the annotation of a GenBank genome assembly